Molecule: messenger RNA, 3440 nt
Organism: Branchiostoma floridae (Florida lancelet)
Lineage: Eukaryota; Metazoa; Chordata; Leptocardii; Amphioxiformes; Branchiostomatidae
Exons: 23
Coding region: 1-3345 (1114 amino acids)
Source: RefSeq, a predicted model, not a curated record
AUGACGGUGGCUGAUCGGGGGGUCGACGCCACAGGAAAAAGCACGACCACUCUCAACGCCGGGGAUUUCUGGAACUUUGGAGCUGGUUCGGACGAAUACCUACAUGUCUCUGCCACUGAACCCGUCAUGCUUAUGCAGUAUAGUAAGACCGGUGCCGCCGACAGCACGGACAGCGACCCCUUCAUGCUGCUGGUCCCGCCCGUACAGCUGUUCGCAGCUGACUACACCUUUACCACCUCUCAGCUUAUUCACAAACCCGGCACACUGACUCAUCAUGUCAACAUAGCAAUAAAGAAUUCUGAGAAGGACGGACUACGUCUGGACGGCACGGCUCUAGCUUCCGGCGUCACAUGGACGUCCAUUCCAGGGACCGACCUGGCAGGGACCCACAUGGACAUCCCUCCCGGCACGCACACGCUGGUCCACACCUCACCCAUCGUCACCUUCGGGGUUACCGUGUACGGGUUCAGCAGGGCCGAGUCGUACGGCUACCCGGCAGGUCUGCGGCUGGCCCGGAUCGCCGCACCCUGCAGCCCCACCGCCGCCGGUCCCGGGGACGGGCUGGAUAACGACUGUGACGGCCGGAUUGAUGAAGAACUGCUGGACGGACAGGACAACGAUGGCGACGGAGAUGUGGACGAAGAUCUUGCAGCAGCCAACCUGUACAGAAUGUCAUUGGACGUCGCUGACGUCCCAUAUGCAGCAGGAGGCGAAAAUGUGACAGUGACGAUCUACUCUACGGGCUGUGGUGGCUGGUGUGCGUCCACUACUGUGCCGGGCAACUUCAGACGAGGAAGGGCACGAUUGCAUUACUUUGAGGCCUCUGAUUUGCGUCAUCCAGAAAUGCUUCAGCUGAGGACUGGUGGCAAUGACAAGAUUAUUCUAGACCAGGUUCGCCUGUACAGCGGUCAGACGGGUAGCGAAGAUGUAUUCCCGUGUGGCCGUGGCCGGUGUGAGUUAAUUCGUUCGUCGGUACCGGUGUCACUGUAUUUGGACGCCCAUGGACCGAAAACAUUAGAGACGUUGAAGAUGACAUUUCCCUCGGAGCCGUCCGUCACUAACUACGUGGAGGUUCACGCCUCCAUGGAUGCUCCGCUCGCUGCGCUAACCGUCUGCAUGAAGCUCCGGGUUCCAGACUCGUCCAGCGGUACACUCUUCAGUUACGCCACGGCGGAGAGCGCGCGUGGUAACGAAGUUGUUGUCUGGGGGAGACAGGGGACAACGACUUACGAACUGAUAAUCAACAGGGACAGAGGCCCUGCAUUCGAUCUCCCCAUACAAGCCAAUCGCUGGCACCACCUGUGCAUCACCUGGCUAAGUGAUAACGGUGAAUGGGCGUUUUACAUGGAUGGACAACAGACGGGGGCUGGGUCUGGACUGGGUGCAGGUCACUUGGUCAGGGCCAAUGGCGUCUGGAUUCUAGGACAGGACCCGGAUACCCUCGGAGGAGGCUUCAGCGCAAACGAGGCACACAGAGGGGACCUGGCACGCUUCAACGUGUGGGACCAUGUCCUCUCGCCGCGGGAGAUGAUGGACUUCUACAACUGCAACAACGGAGGCAACGUCAUCGACUGGGCCACUGUAGCGGUGACGCCACACAUGGAUGUCGCCUUCUCUCAACACAACUGCGCUUCUACAGACGUGCAGCUAAGGUGGGAUCUCAGAACGCCAGGUGAACCGGCAGACAGGUUCCAGGGAGGGAAUCUGGUCACGAUGGAGUACAACCUCACCAUGGCGUCAGACAGGGCCCUGGUUAACAUCACACUGCAGUUCCAUUCCGACUCGCUGGAGGACCUGAACACCAUUACCAUCUCCAACAGUUCCAGUCUACUAGAACUAAACGGCAAUAUCACUGGAAACGUCAAAGAUACGGUGUACUACAGACAGAAACUUUCAGUAUACAUAAAUGUGACCUACGCUGUAUGGAAUUUCGGAUACGAACAGUUUUUGGGACCGGUUUACCCCAACAACGCGUCAUUUGCCAUAGCCGGCUCCCUUCCUACGUUCAACAUAUCCUGGCUGAGUGAGGGAAAUAUAACCUUUGGUGAGAAAUUUAACAUGUCCAUCAUCGUGUUGCUCCCCCGGCUGAAAUGGGACAGGCUGGUUGUUGAAGUGCAUUUCCCCACGCUGGGUUCUAUUCUACCACUCUCCAUCACACACUUCAGCCCUGCCGAGGUCGAGGAGAACGUACGGCUGUUUGGACGGAACAGCACCUCUCAGCAAAGUUCGUUACCGAUCAUCAAGAAGGACGAUCGCUGGGUGUUGGAACUAGACGAUAUCUCUACACUCGGGGUAGAGAACAACUUCUUGAAGCUCGUUGCUAUAUUCGAGUUUACGAGGGACGAGGCCUUCUCGACUCCAGAAGAAGUCUGGGCAAGGGUCAGUGCCGGUUGCGUUGCGUUAGACACCGUGAUAUGGACUGGUGCCAUCCCCGUCACAGUCGUACCACGGGGCAAACCGCUACUGGAGCUGGACGCCUCUGUCACCGACCCUGGUAACCUCGGCAGGGGGGAAAUGGUGACGUUUAACGUUGACCUACGUCACGACCCCAACUCCACGGCGACGGCGUAUAACGUCACGGUCAAACUCAUCUCAACACCGUUCGUCAAGUUCGUCAGCUUCGGAAAACUCGAUGAUGGGUCAAAGCCAACUGUGGUCCUUAAGGCGAAUACCAUUCUGUUCAAGUGGCCUCAGCUGGGCCUAACCGAUCGACUCAGGUUCACAUUUAAGAUGCGGAUCGACCCUGACCAAAAGGAGCGGGCGGGAGACCACCGCUUUGUGGGGCCUGUGGAGACCCUGUACCGCGGGACAGCCCUCCCGGGGAAACGGCUGCGUACCGAGGCAAAGCUGCUGCAAUUCUUCUACAAAAUACUUCCUGAGGCUGACCGACGGACCGUCCCAGAAUUUUAUGAGAAGAGCUUUCUGGUUGAUUCUCAACACAGCAAGGUGUACUUUUGUAACUACGCUAGACGCCGUCGAGGUUUAAAUGCCUGUUUUACCCACGAUGAGAACAACCCGUCCCAACAUGAGAACUGGAGAGUUCUGAGCCCUAUGCUGGGCAGCCUGCUUGGUGUGUCCCAGGCGGAGUCCCAGCUGUACGGGGUGAGUCACUGCGGCAGGGCCUACAUGGUGAGCGAGGAUGACGGGAGGAACUGGUACUCCGUCCCGCGGGACGACUGGACCAGGGCCAGGGGGGCGGACUAUGUACCCGCCAUGGAGGUAAGAGAAGGGGAAAACGCAGACGGCUCUACAGCAUACGGGACUACAUGGAGAGCUAAUGACACAGGAAUUCUGAGACUUCCCGCUGGGGAAACGGUCUGGCAACAAGUCGCUUCCUGGACAUGAUGAAACAACAACAACAACAACAAAACCAACAACUCAAACCUAUAUACUAAAAAACAGAAUGUAUUAGAUUUAAUAUUAAUACAUGUACACAGUUA